AAACGCCGAGAAGAGUUCGUGCUGCGCCUGAAGAGCCCCGAACUGCUGAGCUUGGUGGAGCUCAUCCUGGCGGAAUCGGAAAGCCGAUCCACGAACCCCAAGGAGACCGGCUGUUCGGUCACCCAGUCCCGGCUGCCGCUGCUCCUGAGUUGCUGCCAUGGGAACAUGCGGAGGAUCCAGAAAGUCACCGAGCACCUGAUCUCCUCCAUCCAGAAGUGGGGAAAGAGCUCCAUGGGAAGACGCUGCCAAGAUCUCCUGCUACAAAUGUACCUUCAGCUGCCGGAGCUCUUGGUACCGAGGCCCGAGACUCUCUUGUCCUGCGAAGGGGCCACCGACAGCAGCCUCUGCAAGGUAACGUUGCUCUGGUUGGGCACAGAAGUUUGGGCAACGGAGUCCUGCGGGGUUUUUUUGUGUUGCUCUCCCCAAGUUUAGAA
Messenger RNA from Notechis scutatus (mainland tiger snake), 434 nucleotides. NCBI's taxonomy places the organism in Eukaryota, Metazoa, Chordata, Lepidosauria, Squamata, Elapidae. The record is from RefSeq and is a predicted model, not a curated record.